AUGUUGAACAUGCCGAGAAGUCACGAGCAAAAAACUAAUAUUAUACAUCGUAUAUUAAACUCAACGCUAAAAUUUAUACAAGAAAACAUAACCGAUCAAUCAAAAUUAUCUGUUGAUACGUUGAACUAUGAAUUACCAGAUAGUUUUUUCAAAGCAGUAGAUCAUGCUCGUACACAAGCUGGAUAUGAUGUUCUACCUCGUGUUCGCAAUCGAUCUGCUCCACCAUCAUCUCGUCAUAACAGUUCCUUGUCACUAUCAUCACUUUCAUCUGAACGAUCACACAACGAUCAUCAGCCAGUAUCAUCGACAAUUUAUCAAUCAUCAUCAGGCAAUAAUUUGGAUGUAAUUUCUCAAAGAAAGAUUCAAUUUCGUCGAACAACUCGUCAACGUCAACCAACAACAACUCAACGAUUGUUUUCAUCUAGACCAGCAGUGCGAAUGAUAAUAAAUCCUCGUUUUAUGAUCGCUAGUCAAUUUCGUAGACCACAAAACGUUAUUUCAAUUCGGCCGCCACCAGUGUUUAUGCAACGACGACCGGUGUUUCGAUUGAGAUUUCGAUGA
Rotaria socialis is the source of this 561-nucleotide messenger RNA. The record is from the annotation of a GenBank genome assembly. NCBI's taxonomy places the organism in Eukaryota, Metazoa, Rotifera, Eurotatoria, Philodinida, Philodinidae.